AUGCGCGACCUCGCGUCGCCCCCCUCGAGCCCGCUCCCCGUCUCCGCGCGCGCCCAGCCCGCGUCGACGAACGCCGCCGCCGCCGCGCGCGCCGGCGGCCUCGUCACCCGCCGCGCCACGCGGCGACGCGACGGCCAACUCUCCGUCCUCACCUGGAACGUCCAGCUCCUCCCCGGCAAACUCCCCGGGCAGGCGGGCACCGCGAAGCACCUGCUGAUACGCGCGGCGAGCAUCGCGCGGCAGAUCAACGCGCUCGCGAGCGACGUGGACGUGAUCGCGCUGCAGGAGGCGUGGCACGCGCCGUCGAGGGAGGUGAUACUCGAGACGACGCGUCGGUUUUUUCCGCACGCGCACGCUCCCGACGACGCGCGCUGCGGUCUCGUGCUGCUGUCCGCGCGCGAAUUUCCGCACGCGCGCGCGACGUUCGCGCCGUUCAAGGCGAAGAGUGGGAUCGAGGGGUGGUGGUUCGAUAAGGGCGUGACCGCGACGACGCUGGAGACGCGAGGCGGGAAGCGCGUCGUCGUGCUGAACGCGCACCUGCAGAGCGAUUUUUGGCAGCCGCGCGCGGAGACUCGCGCGAAGCAGUUCCCGGAGAUCGUGGACGCCCUCGCCGACGCGGUGCGCGCGGGCGGCGGAGAAGACGGCGUGGACGCCGCGCUGCUGUGCGGGGAUCUGAACGUCGCCGCGGGCUCGGAGGAGUACCGCGCGAUGAUGAAAGCGCUGAGCGGCGGACGGGAACGCGGCGCCGCAGAUCUGUUCGAACGCCGCCGCGGCCGCGGACGCGACGGCGACCGCGACCGCGACGCGGACGCGCACGAGCGCGAGCGGCACACGUUCCCGAUCGCGCGGUGGAAGCACAGGCGGUGGUGGCAGCGCGGGAGCGGGAAGAAGAGCGCGUACGUCCGCGAGACGCCGGUGAAGCGUCUGGACUACGUCGUCGACCUCACGCGCCUCGUCCGCGGCGGCGGCGGCGGCGGCGGCGGCGGCGGAGGCGGCGGCGGCGAGGACGAAGAUGAGGAAGAAGAGAGAGGACGAGGACGCGCGGAGGUGAUCGACGGCAUCGCGGAUGAUCGCGGCGCGCCGCUGAGCGAUCACGCGUGCGUCAUCGCGGUCGUGUCCGUGUGA
Micromonas pusilla CCMP1545 is the source of this 1125-nucleotide messenger RNA. RefSeq lists its product as uncharacterized. The transcript has a single exon. The record is from RefSeq and is a predicted model, not a curated record. The coding region runs from base 1 to 1125 and encodes 374 amino acids. Gene Ontology annotation, molecular function: catalytic activity. NCBI's taxonomy places the organism in Eukaryota, Viridiplantae, Chlorophyta, Mamiellophyceae, Mamiellales, Mamiellaceae.